GACACGAUCGUCUACUAAAGAAAACCCCAAACUAAACUACGUCAUCAAAAACCCAAUUGCGCUACGAGACCGCCAUCACCAUCAUGAGACGGGCACACGGAGGCAGUGGUGGUAGAAAUCACGACCGCCGUUACGUCCGUCGUGGUGGUGGGAAUGCGAAUCCAGUAAAAGAUCAAUCAGAAUUGGACCAUAAGCAAGAAGACACGACCUCCACGGAUCGGUCGUCUACAGCUGCUUCUCCGUCUACUUCUCAGCCAUUAACAAAACCUUCGAAACCUUACCGGAGCCCUAGGAGUCGGCGCGGCCGUGUAUCAAAUUCAAAACCUCGUCCCGUUGAGGUGAAUUUUACUGAAUCCGAUGUUGUAGAUUGCUUGGCUGAUGAUUUGAGUAGCUUAAAGGUGAAACAGAACCCGAAUUCGAUUACGGACGAGAAGGUUCAUCUCAGUUCUGUUGAUCAUUCGAAUUCUGAGGAAUCAGAUGUGAAUAGAGGUGAAAGUGAAGAACUUGCUGAUGCUGGUACUAAUGCUAAUGAGUAUGAGACGAAUGGAGACAUUAUGUUGACUAUUCUGAAUGAUUUGAGAUCUAGCGUCAGUGAGCCAGAGCUAACAGAGGAUCAACUAAAGAUGAAUGAUCAAUUACAGGAAGAUGAGCUUUUGGCAUUGGGGUACAUCUAUGGAGGAAACAUGUUCAUCUUUGAUCGGCAUAAAGAUAUGCGAUACUUUCAGGUUCAUGUAAACGUUGAAGCUACUAAUGAAUAUACCAUCUCUACGAAGCUUAACUUACAAGCUGAUUCAAGUAAGGAGCCAGAGGAUUUCUUGUACUCUUUCAAGGCACAGCAUCUUCCGCCGAUUGUGUUGACAUGUUUGUUACCAAGUGCUUAUCCGAGCCACUUACCGCCUUAUUUCUUAAUAAGUGUUCAGUGGAUGAACCCUGAUAAGAUUUCAAGUCUCUGCUCAAUGCUGGACUCUAUAUGGAGUGAACAGCCAGGGCAAGAAGUCUUGUACCAAUGGAUGGACUGGUUACAGAACUCGUCGAUUUCUCAUCUCGGAUUUGAUGAUGAGGUUGUUCUUGGUCCUUAUGGGGUUACAUGUUCUAGAGAUAAGCGUGCUGUGUCUGGAAGUCGUUCUCCGGAUUCAGAUAUUCCUUAUAUUAGGAGUUAUGACGAUGAGAAACGUCAUGAUAGUUUCCUUCAGAGCUUGCAUGAGUGUUGUAUAUGUUUCUCUGAAUCUGCAGGUAUUGACUUUGUUAAGUUACCAUGCGAGCAUUUCUUUUGUUUGAAAUGUAUGAAGACCUACACAGACAUACAUGUCUCUGAAGGCACAGUUAACAAGCUUAAGUGUCCGGACUCGAAAUGUGGAGAAGUUGUUCCGCCAGGUAUAUUGAAGAGAUUGUUGGGCGAUGAAGCGUAUGAACGCUGGGAAACUCUUAUGUUGCAGAAAACAUUGGAAGCCAUGACUGACGUCGCUUACUGUCCUAGAUGUGAAACCCCUUGCAUAGAGGAUGAGGAGCAGCUUGCUUUAUGCUUCAAGUGCCACUUCAGUUUCUGUACACUUUGUAAAGAAAAGAGACAUGUGGGUGUGGCUUGCAUGAGCCCGGAGCUUAGGCUUCAAAUCUUGCAGGAGCGUCAGAGUUCUUCUCGUCUUGGAGAGGAACAAAGGCGGAAAGAAAAAGAAAUGAUCAAUGAAAUUAUGAGUGUGAAGGUGAUAAUGAAAAGCGCUAAACAAUGCCCAUCUUGCAAAAUAGCCAUCUCAAGAACCGGAGGUUGCAACAAAAUGGUCUGCAAUAACUGUGGCCAAUACUUUUGUUACCGUUGCAACAAAGCUAUCAGUGGUUAUGAACAUUUCAGCGAGGGGACAUGUGAUCUAUUCCCACAAGAGGCGAUCCAAGAAUGGAAUGAGAGGAUGAAUGAGCGACAAGUCCUUGGACAAAUUCAAGCUCAAAUGUUUGCAGAAAACGGUCAGUUUCCACAGCGCGGCCAGCUGUGUCCUAAUUGCCGCCAGUUCAAUGCAAAGGCUGGAAACAACAAUCACUUGUUUUGCUGGGCAUGUCAAGCUCAUUUCUGUUAUCUUUGCAAGAAAGUGGUGAAGAAAUCUGUUCAGCAUUAUGGACCAAAGGGUUGCAAGCAACACACAGAUGGGUAAAGGCAUGCAUGUCUGUAAAGAUCAAACUCAGAUUCUGUUUUUUUCUUUUCUUUUCCAGAGGUUGUCGUUUGUUUUAUGUUCCAAAGAAACAUUGAUCAGUUUGAUUUAUUCUUCGAGUGCGGUUUCAAUAUAUAUUAUUUAUCUGUCA
Camelina sativa (false flax) is the source of this 2289-nucleotide messenger RNA. RefSeq lists its product as uncharacterized. Gene Ontology annotation, biological process: protein ubiquitination. NCBI's taxonomy places the organism in Eukaryota, Viridiplantae, Streptophyta, Magnoliopsida, Brassicales, Brassicaceae. Gene Ontology annotation, molecular function: zinc ion binding; protein binding; ubiquitin-protein transferase activity. The record is from RefSeq and is a predicted model, not a curated record.